UGUGACGUUACCGAACUGAUCCUCCAAACGAACAGCUCAUUUUCAACUUCAUGGUGACAAAUUCAACACCUCGUUUGAUUACUAUUCCUUAAUAACCGUGAGUUUUUUUUCCCCAAAAUGGUGGCCGUUUUUUUUUUUCGUCUUUUGACCGAAAUGGACCCGGGAAAGAAACCGGGCGCCAUCUUUGGGACGGCUGCGGUUUCAAAAGAAUCAGAAACGUUGCCAAAAUUGAAUCAACGUCGUCGGAAACAACGUGGAACUCGCCCUGGAUCUUGAAGCCGCGGUGCACGACGAAGGCCGAGCUCAGCACAGAGAACCUGAAUCCAGCCACAUGCAGCUCGCACGCCUGGACAACGAAACAGAAACACCAGAAGGCAGGUGUUGACGUGUGUUUCUGUGAAAUCUACAGGAUGUCCACUUCCCCGAACCCAGUAGCUGCAGUCUGUCAAGUUACGGCAACCCCAGACAAGGAGGCCAACUUCUCUGCCUGUAAACAGCUGCUGGAGGAAGCCAGGCAGCGAGGGGCCUGCAUGGUGUUCCUGCCAGAGGGAUUUGACUACAUUGGAUCCAGCAGAGAGGAGACACUGUCAAUGUCAGAGCCUCUAGGAGGGGACAUAAUCUCCCGAUACACUCAGCUUGCCAGGGAUUUGGACGUGUGGGUGUCUCUCGGAGGAUUUCAUGAACGAGGACACGACUGGGAGAACGACAGACGUAUUUACAACAGCCAUGUUAUCGUUAAUAACAAAGGUGACAUCCUGUCAGUCUACAGAAAGUCCCAUUUGUUUGAUGUGGAGCUGCCGGAAAAAGGUGUGUCACUCAAAGAGAGUGCCUUCACUAUACCCGGAGCCUCCCUGGUUCCUCCAGUCCAGACUCCAAUUGGCAGGGUCGGUCUGGGCGUCUGCUAUGAUUUGAGGUUUCCUGAGUUAUCGCUUGCUUUGCAAACACACGGUGCAGAUAUCCUUACGUAUCCAUCUGCUUUCACCGUAGCAACAGGAGCUGCUCACUGGGAGGUGUUACUGCGUGCCCGGGCAAUAGAAACACAGUGCUUUGUCCUGGCUGCAGCGCAGGUAGGCCGGCACCACGAGAAGCGUUCGUCCUACGGCCACGCCUUAGCCGUCGACCCCUGGGGGGAAGUGGUGGGUGACUGUGGAGGGGAGAAGCCAGGCAUGGUGCUGGUGGAGAUCAACUUGGACAAAGUUAAUAGGACCAGGAAGAACAUGCCUGUCCAACAGCACCGCAGGGACACUGCUUUUUACCACAGUAUGAGUCAAACCAGUUUGUGAUUAAAAGUGGAAAGAUAAAAUUGUCUUUUUAAGCUGGACAGAAUGUCAGAAUUUCAUUGAUAAAUAAAUGAGAAUAAAAGCU
Poeciliopsis prolifica (blackstripe livebearer) is the source of this 1365-nucleotide messenger RNA. It is a transcript of the gene nit1, whose product is annotated as nitrilase 1. Lineage: Eukaryota; Metazoa; Chordata; Actinopteri; Cyprinodontiformes; Poeciliidae. The transcript has 7 exons. Gene Ontology annotation, molecular function: hydrolase activity, acting on carbon-nitrogen (but not peptide) bonds, in linear amides. Bases 411 to 1283 code for a protein of 290 amino acids. The record is from RefSeq and is a predicted model, not a curated record.